UCUCAUCUUGAAUACACUCAGCUGAGUUAAUAACUAGCUAGACAGGGAAAAGGCAGAAAUAGAAAAGAAAAAAACCACAAAUUAAAUCGAUCGGGAUUCAAGCUGCCGGGAGAGAUGCAGGCCGGGAAGAUGGUGAAGUCAAGGUUCAACAAAGUCUGCGUUUUCUGUGGGAGCAGCACUGGCGCAAGAGACUGCUACCGUGAAGCUGCGGUGGAACUAGGCCAAGAGCUGGUAUCGAGGAGGUUGGAUCUUGUUUAUGGAGGAGGAAGCGUUGGAUUAAUGGGCUUAGUCUCUCAGGAGGUACACCGUGGUGGUGGACAUGUGCUUGGAAUCAUUCCCAAGACUUUGAUGAGCAAAGAGAUAACUGGGGAAACAGUCGGGGAGGUCAGGCCUGUAGCCGACAUGCACCAAAGGAAGGCCGAGAUGGCCCGCCAUUCUGACUGUUUUAUUGCUCUUCCAGGUGGUUAUGGAACUUUGGAAGAGUUAUUGGAAGUCAUAACAUGGGCCCAGCUUGGCAUCCACGACAAGCCUGUAGGUUUGCUUAACGUGGACGGCUACUACAACCACCUUCUAUCAUUCAUAGACAAAGCGGUUGAUGAUGGCUUUAUCAGGCCAUCUCAGCGCAGUAUUAUCGUCUCUGCUUCUAACUCCAGAGAGCUUGUUCAAAAACUCGAGGAAUACGUUCCCCUCCACGAUGGGGUAAUUUAUAAGGCCCAGUGGGAGGCUGAACAGAUAGAGCUCAAUGCUUCUAUGCAGACUGGUAUUGCUCGUUAAUUAAGAGUACUUUUUUUUUUUUUUUCUUGUUUCUUUCAUUUAGUUUGAGUAUUUCAGGGGAGAGAAAGAAAGCAGUUUUGUUACUCUCUAUUUCUCUCUUCCAAUUACUUUGUAUUUAUGUCUGGUCUAAAAUGGAUAUCAGGAGAUUCCAUGGUUUGAUAACUAAAAGAAAAGUGGCAGCUCCAU
Juglans regia (Persian walnut) is the source of this 960-nucleotide messenger RNA. Its product is annotated as cytokinin riboside 5'-monophosphate phosphoribohydrolase LOG5-like. The transcript is spliced from 7 exons. The record is from RefSeq and is a predicted model, not a curated record. The coding region runs from base 115 to 774 and encodes 219 amino acids. Gene Ontology annotation, molecular function: hydrolase activity, hydrolyzing N-glycosyl compounds. Gene Ontology annotation, cellular component: cytosol; nucleus. Gene Ontology annotation, biological process: cytokinin biosynthetic process. NCBI's taxonomy places the organism in Eukaryota, Viridiplantae, Streptophyta, Magnoliopsida, Fagales, Juglandaceae.